CCCUGCGCUGCAGUCUCAAACCGACGAUCGGAAGCACCAGACGCAAUUUUCAGUCGGUUUUCAUUAAACUGCAGUUUUGUGGAUCAAAGUGAGGCAAAUUGUUUCGCGAAAUGAAGCAGUUGAUUUUUCUACUUUUGGUAGCGGUAACAAUUGGCCCUAUUAAGGCUCAGAGCAAUCGACAGUGUGCUGCGAACGGAGAAUACUGCUUGACGCACAGUGAAUGUUGCUCAGGAAGUUGUCUGAGUUUCUCAUACAAAUGUGUCCCAGUACCACCAGGCCCAAAUAUUGGAACAACAUUCGUUCCAGUUACCGUUGAUACCUCAAAUCGUUUUGGUGGUUCAGAUGAUGGUGGUGCAAGCAUUACGCAAAAAACUUGCGCCAGAAAUGGUGAAUAUUGCCAAACCCACGCCGAAUGCUGCUCGGGAAGCUGUUUGAGUUUUUCGUACAAAUGUGUCCCUGUUCCUGGAACAAGCUCGCAGUCACAACCUCCAGUCCAAACUACCGCUCCAAGUCAGGGAGUUAGCAGCACAGUUGAUUUGGGAAAUCGCGUAGGAGAAGGUCAAAGUACGGCACCGGUAAACAAUAUUACACCACCUCCGAAGAAAUGCGCGGCUCUAGGAGAAUACUGCCUUAACUCAGCUGAAUGCUGCUUUGGAGCUUGUCUAAGUUUCUCGUAUAAAUGUGUCACCAACCCGCAGCUAGAUGUUGUAGGACGAACCGAACCGGUUCGACCUUCGUCGCCAUCGAGUGCCCCAGUUUCAGUAGGUCUCAUCAAUCGCUUCGACGGCAACACUGAUGCUUCUACACAGAAACCACAAAAAUGCGCAGCAGUUGGCGAAUAUUGUCUUACUUCAUCUGAAUGUUGCUCGAAAAGUUGUCUGAGCUUCUCAUACAAAUGUGUGCAAACCUACGACCUAGCCACACAGCAGAACACGCAGUUGGGAAUCCCGGUGCAGCUACCAUCCGUCAGUAACAGUGCUAUCGAUACGACCAAUCGCUUUGGCGGUAGCGAAAGGCAGUGCACUUCCAAUGGAUUAUACUGCUUCCAUAACCGCGAAUGCUGCUCAGGGGCCUGCUACAAGUCAUUCUGCCAGACGGAAAUUAAGCUGGGAGUUCCAGAGUCGGAGCUUACACGGCCAUCGAUUUCGAACGGACCGUAUGUUCAGGUCAAUAGUUUAGAUGACCUGAUAACGCGCUUUGGUGGUACUUCCCAGAGGGCCGAUGAUGAUUCCAAUGCGAGUGGUACGAUAAAUCGAAGCAACGUGCUCCAAGCUCGGGAUGGAACCGCAAGACAGUGCGCGGUUGUUGGUGCUUCGUGCUCUCGUCAUCAGGAUUGCUGCUCGCAGAGAUGCCAUUCAUAUCGACGCAAAUGCGUAACUUAGACGAAGGUGCAACAGAGAGGCAUAUUUGAUGAGCAGACUGUUUUUUCAUCCCGACGGAGUGGAAAAUUUAGAGUAGAUACUAAUAGCUCAAACUGAUUUUAUAGUAAAUACGACGAACGGUUGGUAGCUUCUACCCGCUUUUGUUACUAUGGAUCAGUUUCAUUCGAUUUUAAUCAACAUUUAUUAAAUAUAUAU
Messenger RNA from Topomyia yanbarensis, 1577 nucleotides. RefSeq lists its product as uncharacterized. Bases 111 to 1382 code for a protein of 423 amino acids. NCBI's taxonomy places the organism in Eukaryota, Metazoa, Arthropoda, Insecta, Diptera, Culicidae. The record is from RefSeq and is a predicted model, not a curated record. The transcript has 7 exons.